UACCUUUUUAUUUUGAAAUCGGAACCGCCGCUGUUGUCCUGGUACUGAAAACAACAAUAAGCAAACCUGGCCAUUUAAAGAUGGAGAGUGUAGACUUUUCCGAAGAGGAGAUCCAGGAGCAGUUGGCUGCGCUUGGAUACAGUCAUAUUUCCAAACAAAGACUGCGCGAAUUCAAGCGAGAUCUAGAUCAUCUGAUUCGUCAUGAAAAGUCAAGGAGUCAGAGCUCCAGCGAAUGGACUUCUCCAGCAUCACAAUGCAGAACCAGUAAAAGUCCACCUGCCCUUAUUAAGGAAAAGGUUCAGUUGAACAACAUCGGCUCCAGUUUUAGUUACGUUCCCUUCAACACCAGCUCAGCAGCUCAACAGCGAGAGAUUUUCACCUCCACCUUUAAUGAGGAAGAUCAUGAAGAUGCUGGUAUGAAUCACUACUAUGAUUCAUAUUCACGGCACUCAGUUGCUCAUAGACCGGCGCGGCCCUCCACGGCACCCAACAGACUGGAGACUGAGGAUGGACCCUCAGAAAUAUUUCACUCAGUUUUGGAUGGUAGUGAGACAACAAGUCCUGAUGGAGAACAUCAGACUCAUUUGAAGCCCAUGAUUAAAAGAAAAGUAUUAAGGAAGCAUCAAGGUCGGUCUCGUGUCUGUGAUGAGUCUACACAUAGUGAAGAUUCUGGUACAGUCAGUGAAUUGGAGGAGCGUUUGGAUCAGAUGCGCAUCCCUGCAUCUCGUGUGCAUUAUGACUCAGAGAGUGAGGAAACAGAAAGCUAUACUGACAGAACCAGCUCAGUGACAGAGGAAUCCUCAAGUGCUUUCCAACAAUACAUCAGAGGCAUGACACGAUCACACAGUGAGAGUGAUAUCAGACCUCGUCCAAAGUCAUUUAUUAGGCCAGUUUUUGAUCAUCCUCACACAAGGAACUUGAAGAAAACUGAUCCAGUUGCAAAGUAUCUUCAGUAUAAGCAGGAGUGGGAGAUGUUUAAGCCUCCCGGAGAGAAGAGCAGGAAGGAGCUACAUUGGGCCAUCAGGGAACAACUUAUGUACCAGCCUCCACCACCGAGACCCCAGAAGACGUACAUCCCCAACAAUUAUGUGGUUCCGACAGAGAAGAAGCGAUCAGCACUAAGAUGGGAGAUCAGACAUGAUUUAGCACAUGGCAUUAUCCCUGCUAAAAUCUCCUAUCCUUAACAGAGACUCUUCCACCUAUGCCUUAUCUUUUAUAUUGAAUUAAUACUAUUAUUUAUUCAAAUUAUUGAGCUUUUUUACUUCAUGGUGCAUGUGAAAUGAGACGC
Danio aesculapii is the source of this 1288-nucleotide messenger RNA. It is a transcript of the gene hyls1, whose product is annotated as HYLS1 centriolar and ciliogenesis associated. Gene Ontology annotation, cellular component: non-motile cilium; centriole. The coding region runs from base 81 to 1184 and encodes 367 amino acids. Gene Ontology annotation, biological process: cilium assembly. Lineage: Eukaryota; Metazoa; Chordata; Actinopteri; Cypriniformes; Danionidae. The record is from RefSeq and is a predicted model, not a curated record. The transcript is spliced from 12 exons.